AUGGCGCCUAAAGGUGCAAAGGCGAUGGGCCAGCAGCGCAAAAAGGCUGCCGGUGGCAAGAUGGCGACCCCCAAGCGUGGGCAUGCGAGCAAGAGUGACCGCGAGGGCCCCGAGCAACCCGAGCAAGCCGUCAGCCGCCGGCAGGAAAAGACCGAGCACGCGACUUCACCCGAACAGGCCAAGCGCGCUAAAGUGGACCCGGAAGCCGCCGUUUCGGCCCUCGAAGCGUUGCAUCCAGACGCUCUGCCCGACUACGAGAAGGGCGCAGACCAUGUCAAGUUCUCAGCCUUUCAGCACCUGCUUUCAGAAAAUACCAUGAAGGCCAUUGAUGUACGCUCGCACCGACCUGGCCGGGCCUCCCUGGCUCCCUGGUCUUUAUUUUCUGCCGCGUUUGAGCCAUGA
Monosiga brevicollis MX1 is the source of this 402-nucleotide messenger RNA. RefSeq lists its product as uncharacterized. NCBI's taxonomy places the organism in Eukaryota, Choanoflagellata, Craspedida, Salpingoecidae. The transcript is spliced from 2 exons. The record is from RefSeq and is a predicted model, not a curated record. The coding region runs from base 1 to 402 and encodes 133 amino acids.